This is a messenger RNA of Aspergillus pseudotamarii, 1501 nucleotides long. RefSeq lists its product as uncharacterized. Gene Ontology annotation, molecular function: DNA-binding transcription factor activity, RNA polymerase II-specific. Bases 1 to 852 code for a protein of 283 amino acids. Lineage: Eukaryota; Fungi; Ascomycota; Eurotiomycetes; Eurotiales; Aspergillaceae. Gene Ontology annotation, biological process: regulation of transcription by RNA polymerase II. The record is from RefSeq and is a predicted model, not a curated record. The transcript is spliced from 2 exons.
AUGGCCAAUGGCUCUCGUAGAUCGCAUCGGAAAUCACGUCUUGGAUGUGGCAACUGUAAACGUCGCAGGGUCAAACUUCAACAGUCUGCCAUCCAAGGGAAGGAUUAUUAUGUGGUAGCUGAACGGCACUAUAACCUUGCCAUCCGAGAAGUGGCAGCUGCAGUGCCACGGCUAAAUAAAGAGAACUGCCAUGCAGUUUACACCGCUGCUGUGUACAUCUUCAUCUGCUCAUUCGCCAUAGGGCCCCGUUCAGGCGAGUAUAUGGCUUUCCGUGAAGAUGGCCAAGGGGGCUUUCUAUCCUUAUUCAUGGGUGUCCGGACAGUACUGGAGAUAAGCAGCAAAUUGUUUUCACCAGAUGUAGUCUUAAGAGGUGAUGAAGGGGAAUCGGGUUCCGAGUCAGAACGGGACACAGAUCCAGCAGGCACCGCCAGAAGUUCGACUAUCUCUUCUGAAUAUGGCUAUUGGAUGGAUCAGCUGCGACAUCUGAUAGAAUCCGAACUCGGUGGGGAGGAUACGCUUUACUCUGUUUAUAAUACGGUGUUCGAACGACUUUGCCAGUGUUACGAUGCUAUCUAUAGCCCCUUUUCGCCUAUAACGACUGCGCUUUUAUGGCCAUGCAUCUUCGGCUGGCUCUACAGACUGCCAGACCUUUUCAUGUUUGGGCUUAGGCAGCGACACCAGCCGGCAUUGGUGAUAUUUUCCUAUUUCGUCCUCUUGUUGGAUGAGCUCAGCUGGAAUUGGUUCCUUCAAGAUUGGCCUAGACACAUUCUUAUUGGCAUUCACCGUAACCUGGACAUCUAUCACCAACAAUACGUCCGGUGGCCCAUGGACUGCGUUACAGUCAAAGCCUAGGAGGCAGCUUGGCUCUGUGCAGAGGUUGUGUCUGUCAAAUAGAUGUAUGAGCCACAACACUGUUCAUAUAUGGGAUCUGUCCGUUUGAGAUUACUCGCAAUGUGUUCUGGUUAAGCCUCACGUGCGGGUCAUGACCAUAGCGACAGGUCCAGGGUUGCCUGUACCGCUGAAUACCAAUUGUGGAAAGCAUCUACGUUUACAAGCACCAUCUUCCACAGAAUUCGAGAGAUACCAUGCGUACAUAUACUACCAAUACCGAAUCAUGGUACUGAUGGACCAAUACCACCCUAUUCCUCCCUCGGAAGCUAGACCCAGCCCCUCCUGAUCCAGUGACCUGCAGACGUCACGACCUUGCUAAUCGGGCAGCCGGUCUUCCCUUAUGUUUUUACGGAACCACACCUAUGACAAUAGAGACCCGGAUGGUGCAACGGUCAAGACUAGGACCUUGGCAUCGCCACGCCAGCAUGGCUGCUUCAACACAGCGGUCUGUUCGAACCCGCCCCUCGACGUCCUUUUCCAGCGGCCGGGGAUACGGCGUUUGGGCGGAUUUGAUCAUACCCAUAAAACCCCUGGGCCCGGGGACCUUCCCUACCAGAUCAUCUGCUGAUGAUCCCACGGUAUCGGCUGGGGAUCAUCAGCAAGGCUGGCU